Diplodia corticola is the source of this 1674-nucleotide messenger RNA. RefSeq names its product ribosomal rna-processing protein 8. Gene Ontology annotation, molecular function: rRNA (adenine) methyltransferase activity. Gene Ontology annotation, biological process: rRNA methylation; ribosomal large subunit biogenesis. The coding region runs from base 1 to 1674 and encodes 557 amino acids. The transcript has a single exon. Gene Ontology annotation, cellular component: nucleolus. The record is from RefSeq and is a predicted model, not a curated record. Lineage: Eukaryota; Fungi; Ascomycota; Dothideomycetes; Botryosphaeriales; Botryosphaeriaceae.
AUGUUCGCAGUCCCAGGUUGGAAUCUCUCCGCGCCGCUGAAGGCCGAAGCGCCCGUCCCAAAGGCGGGUAGCGCCAACAACUCGAAGAAGCGCAAGAGGAAAGAGGGCAGGCAGCAGGGUGCACAGGUCAGCGGGGAGAAUGUUGGCGACAUGUGGGCACAGGUGGUAGAAGGCACAGCGGCACCUGCCGUGCAGGAGAAGGGUGUGGGUGACGACAGCAAGAAGAACGAGGGCAAGAACAAAAGCAAGAAGCAGAGACGGGAGUCUAACGGCGAGGGAAAGGUAGAGGAGAACAAAGUCGAGAAACAGCAGGAUUUGAAGAUGGGCGAGGGCAAGAAGAAGGGCAACAAGCAUGAGAAGAAGCAGAAGGAUAAGCAGCAUGGCAAGAAGCAACAUGACGCUGCACAAGCUACUGCUGAUAUCACGGCUCCCGCGAUUCCAGCCGUUCCGCCGGCGCUCCCGCCGAUGAAUACGAAGCUUACGCCUCUCCAAGCCAAGAUGCGCGAGAAGCUGGUUGGCGCGCGCUUCCGACACCUGAACCAGACGCUCUACACAACGCCGUCCCAGCACUCACUCAAGCUCAUCGACGAGGACCCGCAAAUAUUCAACGAGUACCACGCUGGCUUUCGCCAGCAGGUCGCCGGCUGGCCGGAAAACCCGGUCGACACUUUCGUCUCGCUCGUGCAAACGCGUGGCGCUGUGCGCGAGAACUGGCGUGACAAGAUCCUCAAACGCAAGGAAAAAGAGCACACGUCUGGCCGAUACCGCAAGCCGGGAGAAAGGCCGUCGGACGAGGCCGAGGACAGCGACGAGGAGGAGCAGAAGCGUGUCGCGGCGGCGGCGGCGCACCAACUGAAGCCGUUGCCACGCACGCGCGGCACCAGUAUCAUCGCAGACCUGGGCUGCGGCGACGCGGCGCUGGCAACGAAGCUGCAGCCGCAUCUGCAGCCACUGAACCUGCGCGUCCACAGCUUCGACCUCGCUGCGCCCAACCCGCUGAUCACAAAGGCGGACAUUGCAAACCUGCCGCUGCCCGACGGCAGCGUCGACGUUGCCGUCUUCUGUCUGGCUCUGAUGGGCACCAACUGGCUCGACUUCAUCGACGAGGCGUGGCGCGUGCUGCACUGGAAGGGCGAGCUGUGGAUCGCCGAGAUCAAGUCCCGCUUCGGCCGCGUCAGCAACACUCGCGAAAAGAAGGUCGUCGACCAUAGCGUCGGCAAGCGCCAGAAGAAGAAGGUCGAGGCCGCUCGCAAGAAAAGUGGCGCCGACAAGAAGGACAAGGAGGCUGCCGCGCAAGAGGAAGAAGAGGAGCUCGCUGUCGAAGUCGACGGCGCCGCCAGCGGCAAGCAGGAGACGGAUGUCUCGGCCUUCGUCGAGGUUCUGCGUAAGCGCGGCUUCGUGCUGGAUGCCCCGGAUCCAUCGCGCGAGCGUGACGCAGUUGAUCUGCGCAACAAGAUGUUCGUCCGCAUGAGCUUCAUCAAGGCCACUGCGCCCGUCAAGGGCAAGAACGUCAAGGCGAACGAGGAGGUCUAUGCCGAGAAUGCGGCCCGCCUGGCUGCUGAGUCGGGCAAGACGUUCAGGAAGAAGGAGGCCAAAGCCAAAUUCAUCGAGGCUGAGGAUGACGGGAUUGACGAGUCGGCGGUGCUGAAGCCUUGCCUGUACAAACAGCGAUAG